CUCUAGCAUCUACGGACUUCGAAUCCAAUCACAUCCCUGCUUCCUCCAGCCGAAAUCAUCAUCGCCGCCAAUCACUCCGGGCACAGGUCCAUAAAAAUACUCAGCUGUCCUCAUCUUUUGGAAACACACGCGAGCGACAAUAGACCCUUUUCCCGGCCGCACUCGGUCAUGCGCCUGCAGUAUCUGAUCUAUAUCUUGUGAUCUUUUCCCCUCGUAUCUAUCCCCCGGAUCAUGGACAUCUGAAGAAACCAGAUCCUGCUUCAGCCGCCCCCCUCCAGCCCUUCUUACGUAUCUCCCCAAGAGGGGCAACAGGACGAAACGUGCGACUGGAUCAUGCGCCGCCGAUUGUCAAGAUGAACACCACCCACGACAUCCGCAUGCACGAUGCCCAUGCUCUUCCACACGAGGAAAGCAAGUCGCCCGGCAUUCCUCUCCGCAAUCCCAUCCACCCCUCUGUGAUUGACAAGCUCGAUCCCGCCUUUGUGAAACUGUACAAUGAUUACAUCGCGAACGGCCCCCCCUCGUCCACCGACCUGACGGUGGUGCGCCAGAACUAUUCAGCCUUAUACUCCUACGCCGCAGCACCGCCAUCCGGGGUAGGAGGCAUUGGGGAGACACAAGUACCGGGCUGGAAUAAAUAUCCUGGGGACAUCAAUGUGCGGGUUUACGUACCUCCGGGUGAAGAGCCAGGGCAACGCAAAGUGUGGCCCGUCCAUUUCAAUUUCCACGGCGGAGGCUGGGCUGUCGGUGACCUCGAGACCGAUGCACACAUCUGCCACCAUAUCUGUGCCUCUGUCCCCUGCUGCGUCAUUGACAUCGAAUACCGGCUAAUCCCCGAGUAUCCCUUUCCUAUCGGAAUCAUGGACAGUCUCACGGCUGUCGCGCACAUCCUGGCCAACCACAAAACAUUCUCUAUCGACUCCACGAACAUGACUUUUGGUGGUGAAUCUUCUGGUGCCACUAUCGCUCUAAUCCUGAAUCAUUUGUUUCGCGACGGAGCUUUCAGCGACAAGUUGAAGGGUGUGAUUGUGGCCACACCUACGAUUAGUGACGUGAGGAAGUAUGCGACACCAGACAUGAGCCCCUGGCCAAGCAUGAGAGAAGCCGAGUUUGCUCCCCUCCUCAACUGGGAGAAAUUGAAAUGGUUCGACACUUUCAAAUGGAUGUCCUUGUCCAGCCAGCACCCCGGGACAAAGCCUAAGGAACAGAAGCGAGACAUAUCGUGGUUCGCGGACGCCAUGAAUGCUCCAGAUUUCAAGAAUCUUGCACCUGUCACAUAUGUGGCCACGGCAGAGGUUGAUCCUCUCAGGGAUGAGGCGGAAGCAUAUGCUAAAAAGAUCGAGGAAGCGGGUAACAAGGUUGUCCUACGAAGGUUCAACGGCAUGCCGCACCACUUCAUGCACAUGGACCGGGCGCUGCCCCAAGCCCGAGAAUAUGUCCAGGAUGUCAUCUCUCACGUCCGCCAGUGUCUCUAUCCUCCCGAACCACCUGCGAUGAAGACGCCACCCGAAACUUGAGAGAAAAUCGAGCGUGGCUGCUACGCUGAACUCAAAUUUGCUGCGCUGGCUUUCGGCCACGUCUUCAACUUUUAUUUUGGCCCAAACCAAUCGAUCAAUGCCAGCAGUUUCGCAAAGAGACACAUUGAUUCCACUGCAUCUCCUGUCUCACUGCCUUUGGCUCUACUGGAAAAUGAUUCUUCUGUCGGAAGUAGUCAGCGGCUACCGUGAGCCAUGCUGCCUAUUCCGUGCGCCGAUUAUCGCUCUAUUUAACCUGUAACUUAUGCCAGCUGUCACUCCCUGCAAAGCUGGAGAACUUGCGGUCAGUUUUCUGAUCAAGGUCGGAUUGGGUGCUGGCCGAACUCGACAGAUCGACAUCAAAAGUACAGCUUAUGUGCUCGUCUUCCUGGACAGGCCAUCAUUUGUGGCCUGGUGUUUCCGACGCUGGAUCCAUUCCCGCCUUGCUCAGGCAAACCGAUACCAUACCGUCUUCGCUGAGCGUCGGGAUUCCAUGACAACCCUCUUUUCCGAUGGCGUCUGAAGGAAUAGGACUAGCACAGCCAUGGCGGUGGCCAGACAUAUGUGGCCCCCUCUGCGAGCCCUUCCAGGAAAAUCCCAUAAACGAGGCGAAUUAGCCAAUUGUAUCACACUUUCGAACUCAUCACGGAAAACAGCGACUCUUCGACAAGCAAGUCAAUUCUUUUUAAUGUAGAUUCGGUCGGACAUGCGGACUACAUAUGGGGUGGAAUCUGUUCAGACUCAACGGCCCCCCGUCUGAACAGGAUGAUAGACUUUCUUUACUUCCACGUUCUGUAUUAGUAACAAUCUUGAGUGGAAUGGACUCUUUUGCAUUCCUUGUCUUCG
This is a messenger RNA of Cladophialophora immunda, 2360 nucleotides long. RefSeq lists its product as uncharacterized. The coding region runs from base 354 to 1517 and encodes 387 amino acids. Gene Ontology annotation, molecular function: hydrolase activity. The transcript has 2 exons. Lineage: Eukaryota; Fungi; Ascomycota; Eurotiomycetes; Chaetothyriales; Herpotrichiellaceae. The record is from RefSeq and is a predicted model, not a curated record.